AAAAAUAAUCAUAGUUUUACAAGCAGAUUAUUAUGUUUCAUAUCGUCUAUAUAUAUUGAUAUAUUACCUAUCUAUCUAUCUAUCUAUCUAAUCUAUCUAUCUAUCUAUCUAUCUAUCUACCUGAUCUAUUUAUCUAUCUAUCUAUCUAAUCUAUAUAUGCAUAUACUUUUGGAAAGGGGGUUUCAUAAAGUACUCCACCUAUCUACCUAUCUAAUCUAUCUAUCUAUCUAUUUGUCCAUCUAUCUAUCUAUCUACCUAUCAAUCAAUCUAUCUAUCUAUCUAUCCAUCUAUCUAAUCUAUAUCCAUCUAUCUAAUCUAUAUAUGCAUAUACUUUUGGGAAGGGGGUUCCAU
Molecule: messenger RNA, 351 nt
Organism: Loa loa (African eye worm)
Lineage: Eukaryota; Metazoa; Nematoda; Chromadorea; Rhabditida; Onchocercidae
Exons: 1
Source: RefSeq, a predicted model, not a curated record